CAUGCUGACCACGAAUGCGUUCUGGUGAAUUGUUAUUGCCACAGUAGUCAUUACUAUCUCAUUAUUGCAACGUGUCUCUGAAUGUCAUGUACACAUAUAGAAAGGAUGUCGAAUGUCUGAUUUAUUUUCAAUACUAGGCCUAUGCUUAAUAUUUAUAUAUCUAUAUAUGUGCACAUACCGAUAUAUAAUUACUUUCUCUUUAUUUAAUCAUUUAGAGAGCCGACGCCACCACAAAUGUAAAUAACUUAUUAAGAAGCAUCGGUCUCACAGAUAUCACGUUCAAAACCCAUAUAGAACCAUAAGCACACAUCGAAAAAAACAAACAAACAAAACAAAACAAAACCAAAAAAGAAAACAAAUUAAAAAAAAUAAAAAUAAAAAAACAAAUUAAAAAAAAUACAAUAAAAAAAUAAAAAAAUAAAAAAAACGGCACAGAACUGUUAAAGUUCAUAUGGAAAUCAAAGACAACAAUAUUCAUUACAGCAGAGCCUCAUAUAAUUCAACAACACGGUGUAACUUAUGCAUUACACAAAAGGCACUCAUGAAUACGUCCAUGUUUAGACAAACCACCUUGAACAAAAGAACCAAUCUGCUUUUAAAAUGCAGACACAGCAACGAAUUCCUAUAUUAUUUCCUAUAUAUUCCUAUAUAAUAUUUAAAAAUGGCAAAAUAUUGAAAAUAAAACAAUGUUGUGGGAAAAGAUGAAUAGAUCACACCAGCUUUGGAAACGUACAGUCACUCUGUAGAGUUUAUACCUCCCUCCUGUACCAGAAAAGCAAAUAGGCUUAAUACAAAGGGCGUUAUGGGCGAUACCAUUUCUUCCUUUUAUACCUGACACCCCUAAUUUAAUAGCCUGGGCCUUCCUUAGAUCAAUAUAUACCACUAAAUUAAUUAUGAUGAUCCAUUUUUUGUUUAAUCCUGCUAAAGACAGCGAUGACAUAACGUCCCUGGUGGAGGUACCGUAAGUACGCGAUAGAGAAUGACGACGAAGAGCGCCAUCUACUAAUAUUGAUAUUCUUGAACUACAUGACGCAGACUUUGAGCUGCCAUUGUCAUUGCAAAUUUUAGUUGUUGCAACAAUUCGUUUUCUGUUGAACUGUCGUACCUAAAUGGACCCUAAAGCUGGGACGUGAGAAGUAAUUCAUAGUACCAAUAUUCACAAAGCAAUUCCAACACAAUGCCGGAUGAUACAACAAACAAGAUGUAAACACUGACCGUCAACAAUUGCAUCCAUAAAACAACCAAUCGUACAAAGUCCUUGUGUUUAGUUCUUUAUGACUCGAUCGUAGGCCUACACAAUAUAAACAUUCAUAAAAAUUAACGUCGACAAUAUAGAGAUCUGGGGAGAAAAGCGAUGGAAACGACUAUUACAUUUGAAAUAUCCCUCAUCUGCUUGUUUACAAUGAUUGUGUUUUGCUUAGGUCAACUACAAGUAAGAACACCAGAAUUGCAGAUUUUCCAGACAGGCGAAGAUGCUAUAUUCUCUUGUACGUAUGUCCCUUCUGAUGCUACAGAUGUUGAUAUUACGUGGUUUAAGGGUGACAUUUUUAGCGAGAGUCAUAAUUUAAUUGAAAGAAGUAAGGUUAUAGAUGGACGGGCGUCAUUGCUGAAUGCAAGAACCGGCGACGCUAGCAUGCAACUCGCUUCCUAUUCAUCGGCCGAUGAAGGCGUAUACACUUGUAAAGUUUUUGGGAACGUAAACGGUAAUGGCGACCAAGAUCAGAAAACAACGGUAAUUACGACAAAACAGAACGAGAUUCCCAUUAUAGAAAUAUCAUCUUCGGAUAAUCUCUUAGAGGGAACACUUGCCACACUAAUCUGUGCCACAAAUUCAGAUCCUGAUUCAACCAUCUUGUGGUACCGAGAUAACAAACUGUUGCCUAUUGGUGGAAAGUAUCAAAUUGACGGCCAUGUUCUAAAUAUAACUACUCUAUCAAAUAUAGACCAUGCAUGGUUUAAGUGUCAAGUGAAAAAUAAUGCGGGAACCUUCAUGAGUGAUGCGAAAAUAUUGUCUGUUAAAUAUACACCAAUUCCAAUGCUGUUAUUUAAUGGCGACUUAGUUACCUGUCUUGGGGAGGAUGCAAAUCCACCGCCGAUUUCGUAUGUAAUAUAUUUCGAUGGCGUACAACAACCAGUUACCAAUGAAAAUAAAGCUAAACUUAAACAAAACACAUGUGACGUUAACAUUACGUGUUUUGUAAAAAAUGCUGUUGGAACAGGAAGUGACAUGGAAAUAUUUUGUCCUCAGGAUAUCAAUCCACCAGAAAAACAAACCGGUCUGGAAAGGGGCGCUGUUGCUGGUAUUCUGAUUGGCGUCACCUUAGUAUGUACAGUGGUUGGUGUUCUUAUAUUUUUAGUCGUGACAGGGAAAAUUACUUUUAAACACGGCGAAUUUCCAGUUCAGGAUACUGGCGAAAAAUGCGAUUGGCCAGAGUCAUUUGAUGCGGAGCCUGGAGUGAGCUCAAAACACCAAGACUUUGACAGUAGCAACUCUAAUUGGAUCUAGUUAUGCUUACAUUUACGAUUGGCAGAUUCUAUGAAAUCAGAUUUGUGAUAAAUGAAAUACGAGAUAGGCUUAAACCAAUAGUGUUAAGCAAUAAUUAGUUAACUUAAAUUAUUAAAUAUUAUACACAUCAGUCACAUGUAAAACAAUAAA
Molecule: messenger RNA, 2656 nt
Organism: Anneissia japonica
Lineage: Eukaryota; Metazoa; Echinodermata; Crinoidea; Comatulida; Comatulidae
Product: neuronal cell adhesion molecule-like
Exons: 8
Coding region: 1355-2506 (383 amino acids)
Source: RefSeq, a predicted model, not a curated record